AUGUCCGCCAGCAUUUUCCGUGUCGCGGCUCGCGCCAGCCGUCCCACCUUCGUCCGCAGCGUUGCGCCCGUUUCCGCUGUUCGCUUCCCCAAGAGCUUCAGCACCACCGUCCGGAGGUCGUCCGACGAGCACCACGAGGAGAGCUUCGAGGAGUUCACUGCCAGGUACGAGAAGGAGUUUGAUGCUGUCCAGGAUGUUUUCGAGCUCCAGCGCAACCUGAACAACGCCUUCGCUUACGAUCUCGUCCCCUCGACCUCCGUCAUCACCGCUGCCCUCAAGGCCGCCAGGCGCGUCAACGACUUCCCUACCGCUGUCCGGAUCUUCGAGGGCAUCAAGGCGAAGGUUGAGAACAAGGGCCAGUACGAGGAGUACCUGAAGGAGCUCGAGCCCCUCAGGGAAGAGCUGGGCGUUUCCCUCAAGGAGGUCCUCUACCCCGAGUCGCAGUAG
Molecule: messenger RNA, 447 nt
Organism: Lasiodiplodia theobromae
Lineage: Eukaryota; Fungi; Ascomycota; Dothideomycetes; Botryosphaeriales; Botryosphaeriaceae
Product: Cytochrome c oxidase subunit Va
Exons: 4
Coding region: 1-447 (148 amino acids)
Biological process (GO): mitochondrial electron transport, cytochrome c to oxygen
Cellular component (GO): mitochondrial inner membrane
Source: RefSeq, a predicted model, not a curated record